AUGUCCACCUCCAACCAGAUCCUCACCCCCCUCGCCUCCAACUACGACAUCCUCUCCCACAUCAUCAGCUUUCUCCCCAUAUCCAACCUCCCCGCCGUCCUGCGCACCUCUUCCCUCUUUUUCUCGGUUGCCGCUCCUGCCCUAUACCGCUCUAUCCCCAUUUCCCAUACCUGCAACCCCUUCAUCGGCGCCUCGGCAGAGGAUGAGGACAAGUCUACAUGGCCUUAUGGCAAAGAUGCUCUUUCAGAGCGGGUGAUUGAGGUGUAUUUGGAGCGAGGACCGGUCGAAGAAGGCGAGGAAUUAUGGCACGAGACCACCAAUGUCCACCCCCUCUCCCACGUCGAACAAGUCGCUAUCCAACCCCACCCCAACACCUUCGUGCCCACAUUCGACCACCGCCAAAGCCCGCUCCACCCCCUCCCCACAGCCGCCUUUAUCGCGCAUAUCUGCCGGAACGCUUCCCGCUUACAUUUUACAUGCACGGGCGCCUCGAGGGGGUUACCGGGGGAUUGGUAUAGUGCUCCUGGGGACUUACCGCCUUUGCCCGGGGUGGAAAGUAUGACGGUGAAGCUGAGAGUAUCGAGGAGUCGGGAUGCGGUUUCGUUCUUGAACGCUUGUUCUGCCGAGAGGGAGAACCUCUACCCCACAUGCCAGAAGAUCAACUUUUAUCUCUGGAACGAUAUCAUCCCGAAUUACAACGCUUUCGACGACGCCAUCUCGCGCUCCAUGCCCGUCAGCCCGAGUCUUUGCCAGAAUUCGCUCGUGAAAUGGCGGGCGUGCUGCCUCCGACGCGGGUUUGGGACAGCCGACAGACUGGCUAUCGAUACUCUCCUCCCUCAACUCGCCAGACUUGUUGCUGAGCGAAAAGAGGUCAAGGCCGUUGCGUGGUUCAACGUCGAUCCCAUCCUCGAACGAUUUGCUACCAUCAACGAAAAGACUCUAGAAGAGACCAUGCUCGUCAAGCGGGAGAUGGAAUCGAGCUGGAUAUCCGCUCGCAAAGCCGUCUUUUCUGGUGAAGAACCGACUCUGCCUGUGCCUUUCACUUUCCACCCCGCUGGAGAAUAUUACAAAACCCUCUGGGACGGCCGCUGGGCCCCAGACGACAUCUCCCCUCUCCCCUCCCCCUCCUCCCCUUCCGCCGCGCACCGCGGCCUCGAAUCCGAAUGGUACUACCACGAAUCCAUCCUCUACCCCUCUUCCCCCCUCACUCACUGCCGCACCAAAGCCUCCCGCUUAAAUCAAGUACCGAUGGUGUGCUUUUUGUUCUUGCCGCAAGAGAGGUUGAGGUAUUUGUUGUUGAAUUAUACGUUGGAUGAUGUUGUUUAUCGGGAGAUGGAGCGGGAGACGGAGGAGGGGGAGGGCAUGGAUGAAUGGGCGAGAAAGUAUUUUAGGAAUCCGGAAAAUCAGAUGAAUGUCGGGUCGGGUAUUGAGUCUUUCGAGAUGGAUGGGGGAGUGGCGGUAAGAGGUCAUGACGAAAACCUCCCGUAG
Cryptococcus wingfieldii CBS 7118 is the source of this 1488-nucleotide messenger RNA. RefSeq lists its product as hypothetical. The transcript has 2 exons. The record is from RefSeq and is a predicted model, not a curated record. Lineage: Eukaryota; Fungi; Basidiomycota; Tremellomycetes; Tremellales; Cryptococcaceae. The coding region runs from base 1 to 1488 and encodes 495 amino acids.